AUGCAUGCAGAGAAAUGGCUAAUAGAUAUACAACUAAUACAUAGUGUUGUUUCUUCUGAGAUAAUAUCUGAAAAUAAUACUUCGGAUAGAAAGUCAAAGAAAAGAAAACCAGGAUCCAGUUCUAGAUCUGUUCGAGUAUCUGAUUCAGUCAAUAUUAUUAGGAUGAAGGCUAGCUUUUCAGCUAAUAAAGUUGGUAUAACUGAUAUUCUGAUAAAAAAAGUAGAUGAAAUGGAUGACUUACAAGUUAAGCUUGCACAAAAUCGUAAAGAAAGGGAAGAAGCUAAACGUGAGACGAAAAGAAUCUUAGAUUCUAACUAA
Ambispora leptoticha is the source of this 318-nucleotide messenger RNA. The record is from the annotation of a GenBank genome assembly. Lineage: Eukaryota; Fungi; Glomeromycota; Glomeromycetes; Archaeosporales; Ambisporaceae.